Molecule: messenger RNA, 3214 nt
Organism: Carassius gibelio (silver crucian carp)
Lineage: Eukaryota; Metazoa; Chordata; Actinopteri; Cypriniformes; Cyprinidae
Gene: suox
Product: sulfite oxidase
Exons: 4
Coding region: 338-2089 (583 amino acids)
Cellular component (GO): mitochondrion
Molecular function (GO): oxidoreductase activity; heme binding; molybdenum ion binding
Source: RefSeq, a predicted model, not a curated record
GCAAAAGCAGAAGAAAGUCCUUCUAGAGGACACCCCGCUGACGUCAGCAGUUAAAUCCGACUGACCAGUGACCACUUUGACGUCAGAAAUAAUCAGAUGCGAGUUGAUCGAUUCAAACAUUGGGAGAAAGGCUACUGAAUACAUGUAUAUGAUAUAAAUAUAAUCGGGGAAUCUGAUGUUUUUGGAUGGUGAUGAAAGCACAGUAAACGUGGUGCGUGUGAUGAUGCGGCAGGCUGCGUCCACGUCACACUCCUGCGUCUCAUAAAGUUUCCGAGCGGCUCGAGAAGGAUCUGUAGAUCUUCAUCUCCGAGAACUGCAGGAGAGUUACAAAAGAGCAAUGCAGCACCUAAAGAAUUGCCAAGGUCUUGCUCAGGUCUUCCUUAUCAGGAGCCAAAGUUCCAGACUUUCAAAGAGCGUUAUUCCGUCACUGUCCGUGUGGGCUGGUCAUCUGCCCUGUCGCUGGAGGAGCACCGGUGGACAUGGAAGACAGAAAUACUUUAAUGACAGGCUGCCGAAGUUUAGAUUCGCUCUGGCAGGGCUGCUGGCAGGUACUGGAGCUGUUUUAGCUUAUAAGCUCCACCAAGACAAGGUUCAGUGGGCUGCUACCUCACCACAGUUACGGGUAAUGCAGACUUCAGAUCUUCCCGUUUACAGCCUAGAAGAAGUCACAAAGCAUUGUUCUCUUGACACUGGUGUGUGGGUCACCUAUAAAGGAGGAGUCUACGAUAUCACUGAAUUCGUGGCCAUUCACCCUGGUGGUGACAAAAUACUUCUGGCUGCAGGUGGAGCUCUGGAACCGUACUGGGCAUUAUAUGCCGUUCACCAGCAAGACCAUGUUCUAGAAAUCCUCUCUGAAUAUAAAAUUGGUGUUCUUAAUCCAGAGAGUUACAAGAAGCAAGAGAGUGCCAACCCUUUAGACCCUUACUCUGCUGAGCCAACACGCCACCCUGCUCUUCAAAUCAACAGUCUGAAACCUUUCAAUGCCGAACCACCUGCAUCUAUACUUUCGGAUAAUUACAUCACCCCUUCAGUCAUAUUUUUUAAGCGUAAUCACCUUCCAGUGCCCAGGGUGGAUCCUGAAGCUUACAGGUUGGAGAUCGAGGGUCUCUCUGGCGGAGUAGUAUCACUUAGUCUAAGUGAGCUGAAGUCUCGUUUUCCAAAACACACCAUUACAGCAACGCUUCAGUGUGCAGGGAACCGUCGCUCUGAGAUGAACGCAGUCAAGCAAGUCAAAGGACUCAAUUGGGGCAUUGCUGCAAUAAGCAAUGCUACAUGGUCAGGUGCACGUCUGCGGGAUGUACUAUUAUACUAUGGCUUUGGACCAGAGGUUGCGGCAAAAGCUAAACAUGUCCAGUUUGAAGGGUUAGACAGAGAUGUGACGGGUACAGCAUACGGUGCAUCAAUUCCUCUGAACAAGGCUGUGAGCGAAGAAGGUGAUGUUCUCCUUGCGUAUGAGAUGAACGGCGAGGACCUCCCACCUGACCAUGGCUUCCCUGUCCGUGUAGUUGUACCUGGAGUUGUUGGAGCCCGCAAUGUCAAAUGGUUGGGGAAAAUUGUUGUAAGUGAUGAAGAAAGCAAUAGCCAUUGGCAGCAGAAUGAUUACAAAGGCUUUUCUCCGGGCACUGACUGGGACACUGUGGACUUUAAAUCAGCACCAGCCAUCCAGGAGCUCCCCAUACAGUCAGCCAUCACUCACCCAGCAGAGGGAACCUCAGUAGACCGCAGUGAUCGGGAGGUGACUGUGAAAGGCUAUGCGUGGAGCGGAGGAGGAAGAGAGGUUGUGAGAGUAGACGUCUCGGUAGAUGGAGGGAAAACGUGGCAUGUAGCCAAACUUCGCACUAGUGAUCAAGGAGAGCACCCUGCUCCUCCUCCUCCACCUGGAAGAGCCUGGGCUUGGAAGCUGUGGGAGAUAGAUGUCCCAAUUCCUCAUAGGGCUCAGGAGCUAGAGAUUGUGUGUAAAGCAGUGGACAGUGGUUACAACAUGCAGCCAGACACUGUCGCUCCAAUCUGGAAUUUACGAGGAGUACUUAGUAAUGCGUGGCAUCGAGUAAAGGUAAAAGUGACUGAGGGUUUCAAAGACCAAAAAUGAACUUUGUACAUGAACGUAAAAUGCAUCUAAACAAAAUUGUUGGAAUUCUCUUUGGUGCAGGUUGGGUUGUAGCUUUGCAACUGUUUUGAGCUUGUGGGUUCUUGAAAGUGCUUGAAAUUAUUUUGAUUUUACUCACAUAACUGGCUUGGAUUAUUCCUGGUAAUAGGACACCUAGUCAAAACUGACUGUACCAAGUUAUGAUUUGUCAUUCAUUUCCAGGAGAAAAAAAAAGUCUUCAAUACUUCAAUAAUGUACCUAAAAAUUAUUCUUUAGUACUUAAGAUAAUCUUAACAUGUAAGUGUACUCAAAUGUAAUAUUUUGGGACACCAUGCAUAUAAAUUAAGACAAAUUUUAAGUAUAGUAAGUACAAAAUUAGAGCGUGAAAAUAGAGUAGGUACAUUAUGAAAGUGCACUUUUUUUUCGCCUAGGUUGCUAUCAUGAAAUCUUAUGACAUGUAAACCACCUGGUUCAUAAUUGUAUUAUGAACAUCAACAUGUUCAAUGAUGAAGACUUGUAUUUCCACUGACUACUGAUUGUUACAUAAACUGCCUACUAAUAAGGUAUGUUUAAGAACUGUAUUCUUAUUUAUAUAUAUAUAUAUAUAUAUAUAUAUAUAUAUAUAUAUGCGCCUUGUUGUAUAUGCCAACAAGGCAUUUUCGCCCACAGGACUGCCGCAUACUUGAUGUUUUUUCCCUUUUCACACCAUUCUUUGUAAACCCUAGAAAUGGUUGUGCGUGAAAAUCCCAGUAACUGAGCAGAUUGUGAAAUACUCAGACCGGCCUGUCUGGCACCAACAACCAUGCCACGCUUAAAAUUGCUUAAAUCACCUUUCUUUCCCAUUCUGACAUUCAGUUUGGAGUUCAGGAGAUUGUCUUGACCAGGACCACACUCCUAAAUGCAUUGAAGCAACUACCACGUGAUUCGUUGAUUAGAUAAUUGCAUUAAUGAGAAAUUGAACAGGUGUUCCUAAUAAUCCUUUAGGUUAGUGUGUGUGUUUGUAUAUAUAUAUUAUUAUUAGGUUAAUCUCAAAAUAUUAGAAAAAGAAAACUUUUGCAACAUUUCAAAAAGUGAAAGUUUCAUAUAUUCUAGAUUCAUUCCAUGUAAAUUAAAACAUUUCAAAAGGUU